AUGCUCAUCACCAACAUCAUCGCCACCGUCGCUACGGCCUGCGCGGUUCUGGGCCCUGCAGCUCUCGCCGAUGACUUCAGGGUCAGAAAAAGCGGCAAGACCGACUGUUCUUCUGACGAAGGCCCAAUCAGAGGUUACAACAGAGGCGUCUGUAACCCUCUGUAUAGUACCGACUGGGGGAUGAGGGUCAUCGAGCACAACCCCGAUUGCAAGAAGCAGUAA
Molecule: messenger RNA, 222 nt
Organism: Colletotrichum spaethianum
Lineage: Eukaryota; Fungi; Ascomycota; Sordariomycetes; Glomerellales; Glomerellaceae
Exons: 2
Coding region: 1-222 (73 amino acids)
Source: RefSeq, a predicted model, not a curated record